Molecule: messenger RNA, 381 nt
Organism: Kalmanozyma brasiliensis GHG001
Lineage: Eukaryota; Fungi; Basidiomycota; Ustilaginomycetes; Ustilaginales
Exons: 2
Coding region: 1-381 (126 amino acids)
Source: RefSeq, a predicted model, not a curated record
AUGCCACCUGCAAAGAAGCUGACACAGGCGCAGAAGGAAAUUCUAGCGCUCUAUCGACGAGGACUUCGCAUCAUCAAAACCAAAGAGCAGGAACAUCGACGAGACUUUACCAUCUACCUUCGCUACUUCUUCAAGCAUCCAUCGUGGGGAGGCGGUCUGAAGCGACGCGACUUUGCCCAAAUCGAGUACAUGCACCGCAAGACGUCGAGAUUGCUAGACACCACUUUCGAGCCCAAGUCGGUCAAGCACAUCAAUCUCCCGAAGGACAUCGAGAAGGAUAUGCAGGAGCUAGGGCAAGCGCACUGGAGACGAGCGUUCCGUGACGCUAGCUCAAGCUCGUCUUCCACAGCAACAACCUCUUCAUCCUCAAUACCUCCAUAG